AAUUGAUUUAAAAAUGACUGCACUUGCAUCGUUACCAUCUUUAUUAGGUGUUAGAGAGUCGGGAAAGGAUGUUAGAACUUCUAAUGUUAUGGCAGUUCAAGCGAUUGCUAAUAUUUUGAAAUCGUCUUUGGGCCCUCAAGGAUUAGAUAAAAUGUUAGUGGACGAUGUUGGAGAUGUUACAGUAACAAAUGAUGGGGCAACAAUUUUGAAGAAAUUGGAGGUAAAUCAUCCGGCUGCGCGUAUUUUAGUAGAUUUAUCUCAUCUUCAAGAUCAAGAAGUGGGAGACGGAACAACAACGGUAACCUUAAUAGCGGCGGAACUCUUAAAAAGAGGAAAUCAACUUGUAACUCACGGUAUUCACCCAGUUUCGGUUAUCGCUGGUUAUAAGCUAGCUGCACGAGAAGCUGUUAAAUAUAUUGAGGAACAACUUUCAACAUCCGUUACAAAUUUAAACCAAGAAACCUUACUUCAUAUUGCCGAAACUACAUUAAAUUCUAAACUUAUAGGUGGAGAAUCCAACCAUUUCUCCUCUUUAGUCGUCAAUGCCAUAUUAGCUGUUGAACAGACAAAUAAGCAAGGAAAAAUUGUUUAUCCCGUUAACUCUAUUAAUGUGCUAAAAAGUCAUGGUCAAUCACUGAAGACGUCCGAAUUGCACGAUGGCUUUGCAUUAGCCCGACAAACACGCGCAUCACAAGCCAUGCCGAUUAGUGUUAAGCAAGCUCGUGUAGCACUUCUUAAUUUUAAUUUACGUCAACAUAGAAUGCAACUUGGUGUUCAAAUCCAAGUUACAAAUCCAGAAGAACUUGAUAAAAUUCGUCAAAAAGAACGUGAUAUUACUAAAGCUAAAAUUGAAAAGAUAUUGAAUACUGGCGCCAACGUUAUAUUAACAACCCAAGGAAUUGAUGAUAUGGCUUUAAAAUAUUUCGUUGAAGCAAAAGCAAUAGCUGUGCGCCGCGUUGAUGCACGCAAUAUUGCGCGUAUUGCUAAAUGUACAGGUGCCACUUUAUGUACAACUUUAGCGACUAUUGAAGGUGACGAAGAAUUUAACGCAUCAUGGCUGGGAACCUGCGAUGAAGUGUGUGAACAACGUGUAGGAGAUUGGGAUUUUCUUUUUUUUAAGGGGUGUAAAACGUCUAAAGCAAAGACAUUGAUUUUAAGAGGUCCAAAUGAGUCUUUCUUAGAUGAAGUUGAACGUUCCGUUCAUGAUGCUUUGUGCACCGUGUCCAAAGCUCUUGAAAGCAGUAGUGUUUGCGCUGGUGGUGGUGCCGUCGAGGCUGCUUUGUCUGUGUAUUUAGAAGAUUUUGCUCGAACUCUUGGUUCUAAAGAACAAUCAGCUAUAAUAGAGUUUGCAGAAGCUCUUUUAGUUAUACCACGUACAUUAGCAAUCAAUGCGGCACAAGAUUCUUUAAAGUUGUUAGCAAGGCUUCGUCGUCAUCAUCAUUUACAUCAAUCUUCAACUACAAAAGAUAACAUUGUUACUCAAUCGACAUGCGAUUCUAAUAAUGCUAAAUGGGUUGGUUUAGACUUACUAAAUGGAACGCUCCGUAACAAUUACGAAGCAGGUGUUAUUGAGCCGAGUCUUUCUAAAAUAAAAUCUAUUAAAUUUGCUACUGAAGCGGCUGUGACAUUGCUUCGUAUAGAUGAUGUUGUUAAAGUUGAGCCCGAAUCUUUCAAUGAAGAACAAAACUAGUAUAAAAAUAAAAAAUAAAAAAAUAAACCUUAAAUGAAUA
Molecule: messenger RNA, 1730 nt
Organism: Hylaeus volcanicus
Lineage: Eukaryota; Metazoa; Arthropoda; Insecta; Hymenoptera; Colletidae
Exons: 11
Coding region: 14-1690 (558 amino acids)
Biological process (GO): protein folding
Cellular component (GO): chaperonin-containing T-complex
Molecular function (GO): ATP-dependent protein folding chaperone; ATP binding; ATP hydrolysis activity
Source: RefSeq, a predicted model, not a curated record